AUGGAGAAGCAAAUUGCAGACCUGAAGCAGCAGCUAGAAAAACAAUGUCUGAUCAACAAGGAGCUGCAGAGGCAAAACGAGGAACUGGAAAAGCGACUGCAAGAGAAAGAAAACCUCUUGCAACAACUGCACAGUCAGUACCAUGAUCUGGAGUUUCCUUCGCAGAGCGGUAAUGAGGUUGAAGCGGAGGUCAGAACGAGUCGCGCGGCUGUCAUCGCCUCUGAACCGAUCCCUGAGACCCUGGAGAUUAUUGGCAACAAGGUCAAGAAAACUGCCAGCGAAACCAGUCUGAUCGUCAAGGCCAUCCAGACCAACGACUUCCUGAGCCGCCUCGACGAUGAGCAGAUCGCCAUGAUGGUUGAUCUGCUAAUGGCCUGCAAGUACAAACCGGGGGAAGAAGUCAUCAAAGAGGGCUCCGAAGGCGACAGCAUGUACAUAGUAGCAGCUGGCGAGCUUCUUGUGACUCAGGCGGGUCGAAACCUCCGAACUCUGAACACCGGGGAUGUUUUCGGGGAAUUGGCCAUUUUGUACAACUGUAAACGGACAGCCACGGUCAAAGCAAAGACAGCGGUACAUCUGUGGUGCAUGGAGCGGCAGACCUACAGGACCAUCAUCACCAACAAGUCCAAGAAGAAACGCGAGCAGCUCAUGGGCUUCCUCAAGACGUCUCGUACUCUGAAGGACCUGAAUGACGUCCAGUUGUCCAAAAUUAUUGACUCCAUGGAGGAGAUAAAGUACCAGGACAAAGAUGUUAUCGUUCGGGAGGGAGCUGAAGGAAACACUUUCUACAUCAUCCUUAAAGGAGAGGUCUUGGUGACUAAGAACGUGAACGGGCAUCAGAAGCAGAUUCGCAGGAUGGGGAAAGGAGAGCAUUUCGGGGAACAGGCCCUUAUACGAGAGGUGCUGCGGACCGCCACCUGCACUGCCGACGGGCCUGUUACUUGCUUCUCCAUUGACAAGGAGGUGUUUGAGGAGACGAUUCCUGUGGAGCACCUGGAGCUGUUUGAUGACUCAAAAGUGAUGCAGGAGGCACAAACGCCGCAGAAGUCAACAACCAGCUCCACUCUGAGGUUUCAGGAUCUGGUGCCUGUGGUGUAUCAGGAGGGCCGGUUUCAGGGAGAUCCGGUCACACUUGGAGUUGGCGGAUUUGGUCGUGUGGAGCUAAUGACCACGGUGAAUCACGGCAAAUAUUACGCCAUGAAACGUGUCAGCAAGAAGCACAUUGUUGCCAAGAGGCAGGAGGAGCACAUGCUGUUUGAGAAGAAGAUCCUGAAAGCCACCCAGUGUGAAUUCAUCGUCAGACUUUACGCGGCUUUCAAAGACACACGGUACAUCUACAUGAUCAUGGAGUUCUGUGGCGGUGGAGAGGUCUGGACCAAACUCAAAGAAGUAGGACGCUUCGAUGAGCCCAUCGCCGUGUUCUGCACGGCCUGCGUGGUGGAGGCGUACGCCUACCUGCAUAAAAAGAACAUCAUGUACAGAGACCUGAAACCCGAGAACUUGAUGCUGGAUGUGAAAGGCUACGUCAAACUGGUGGACUUUGGUUUUGCUAAAGAGCUGGUGCGUGGUGAGAAGACCUACUCGUUCGUCGGGACUCCUGAGUACAUGGCUCCAGAGAUCAUCAAGAACCAAGGACACGACUUCGCAGUUGACUUCUGGUCUCUCGGCAUCCUGGUCUUUGAAUUACUGGUGGGAAGCCCUCCUUUCUCAAGCACAGAGCCCCAAAAGAUUUAUUCCAAAAUCCUGGAUGGGGUCCUCAAGUAUCCGCCCUACUUGAGUGAGGCUUCCAAGUCCAUUAUCAGUAAACUGUGCAGACCUCGGCCGGGUCAAAGGUUGGGAAACACCAAGAACGGAAUCAAAGAUGUCCGGCAUCACAGGUGGUUCAGCAGUAUGAACUGGCACAAGCUGCGAAUGUGUCAGAUUGAAGCUCCAACGGUGCGGCUCAUACGCAAGGGUCCAAGCUACGUCAACUUUGACCGAUUCCCUCAGGACCAGACGAAGGCGGAGGAAGAGUUCUCCGGCUGGGACCGUGACUUCUGAUUUCCAAGGCUGAG
This is a messenger RNA of Salarias fasciatus (jewelled blenny), 2054 nucleotides long. It is a transcript of the gene prkg3, whose product is annotated as protein kinase cGMP-dependent 3. The coding region runs from base 1 to 2040 and encodes 679 amino acids. The transcript has 21 exons. Lineage: Eukaryota; Metazoa; Chordata; Actinopteri; Blenniiformes; Blenniidae. Gene Ontology annotation, molecular function: ATP binding; cGMP-dependent protein kinase activity. Gene Ontology annotation, biological process: protein phosphorylation. The record is from RefSeq and is a predicted model, not a curated record.